Ornithodoros turicata is the source of this 608-nucleotide messenger RNA. Its product is annotated as alpha-crystallin A chain-like. Lineage: Eukaryota; Metazoa; Arthropoda; Arachnida; Ixodida; Argasidae. Bases 13 to 555 code for a protein of 180 amino acids. Gene Ontology annotation, biological process: protein refolding; response to heat. The record is from RefSeq and is a predicted model, not a curated record. Gene Ontology annotation, molecular function: structural constituent of eye lens. Gene Ontology annotation, cellular component: cytoplasm; nucleus. The transcript has 2 exons.
CGCACCCGAAAUAUGGCGUUUCCACGCACACGAAGCCUCGUCCCAUCCUCGUGGUUCGGCGGCCGGGACUGGUGGGACUCCUGGGACGUUCCUUCGCGAUUGCUGGACCAGCAUUUCGGCUCCGAGCUGCGCGAUGAGGACCUGCUGCCUUCUCAGUUGUACCGAGGAGUCUCGCUACGCCCGUUCAGGAGGCAGCUGUCUCGGAACACGGGCGUGUCUGAAGUGAAGAAUGAGGAGGAAGCCUUCCAGGUAAAGCUCGAUGUGAGCCACUUCGCGCCCGAAGAGAUCACCGUGAAGACGGUGAACAACAGCAUCACCGUCACCGCCAAGCACGAAGAGAAGAUGGACGAACACGGCUUCGUCUCCCGAGAGUUCACCCGCCGUUACGUGCUGCCCGAGGGAGUCUCCCCCGAGGCUGUCACCUCCAGUCUCAGCCCCGACGGUGUCUUAACCGUUACGGCCCCCAAACAACCGCCCCUGGCAGCCAACGAGCGAGUCGUGCCCAUCGCCAUCCAGGGAGGGGUAACCACCGCGCUGCCAGUCAAGCACGAGUGAACGUCUUUUUAUAUACCACGCAGAAAUAAACGAAUCUGCAUGUUGACACCUAC